This is a messenger RNA of Daucus carota subsp. sativus, 1754 nucleotides long. Its product is annotated as glycogen synthase kinase-3 homolog MsK-3. The coding region runs from base 327 to 1556 and encodes 409 amino acids. Gene Ontology annotation, cellular component: cytoplasm. The record is from RefSeq and is a predicted model, not a curated record. NCBI's taxonomy places the organism in Eukaryota, Viridiplantae, Streptophyta, Magnoliopsida, Apiales, Apiaceae. The transcript has 13 exons. Gene Ontology annotation, molecular function: protein serine/threonine kinase activity; ATP binding. Gene Ontology annotation, biological process: signal transduction; protein phosphorylation.
CUCAAAACACCCCGAUAAAUCAUGUACUCAAUGUUUUAGUUCUUUCUUUGACUGUUAUCAACCCACAGCAGCAAAAUAAAGAAAAAAGAACAAAUCCGAAGCAAACUACUUGUCCCCUCUUUACAUCUCUCUCUCCCCUCUCUCAGUUUGUGGUUGAAAUCUCAAUAACCCAUCAUGUUCAACUAGCAGUACUUCAAGUCUUGGCUUUUAUUACUAUGAUCAGAUGUUCUAUUUACAAACCCCCCCCUCUCAUUUUGACCUUUUAUUGUUAAAGUAGGAUUUGGAAAGCAUCCUGUUCUAUAUAAUCAAUCUGAGCAGUGCUGCCAAUGGCUUCAGCAAGUGUAGUUCCCACAUUGGGAACAAAAGAACCUACCGAAAACAGUGCUGGUGUUGAUAGGUUGCCCGAAGAGAUGAAUGAUAUGAAAAUUAGGGAUGACAAGGAAAUGGAACCAGCUAUAGUUGAUGGCAAUGGGACGGAAACUGGGCAUAUUAUCGUGACAACUAUUGGUGGUAGAAAUGGCCAACCAAAACAGACAAUUAGCUAUAUGGCUGAACGAGUUGUUGGGCAAGGAUCAUUUGGAGUAGUAUUCCAGGCAAAGUGUCUAGAGACUGGUGAAGCUGUUGCUAUCAAAAAAGUUCUUCAGGACAAGAGGUACAAAAACAGGGAGCUUCAAACCAUGCGUGUUCUUGAUCACCCGAAUGUGGUCUCUCUUAAGCAUUGCUUCUUUUCAACAACGGAAAAGGAAGAACUCUAUCUUAACCUUGUAUUAGAAUUCGUCCCAGAGACAGUUCACCGUGUGAUCAGACAUUACAACAAGAUGAAUCAAAGGAUGCCUAUGAUCUACGUGAAACUUUAUAGCUACCAGAUUUUGAGAGCACUGGCUUAUAUUCAUGGCAGUAUUGGAGUAUGCCACCGAGACAUUAAACCUCAAAACUUGCUGGUAAACCCACACACACACCAAGUGAAACUAUGUGACUUUGGAAGUGCAAAAGUACUGGUAAAAGGAGAGCCGAACAUUUCCUACAUCUGUUCUAGAUACUACCGAGCCCCAGAACUUAUAUUUGGUGCAACGGAGUACACUACAGCAAUAGACAUCUGGUCUGCCGGGUGUGUUUUGGCCGAAUUGCUGCUUGGACAGCCCCUCUUUCCUGGUGAGAGUGGAGUGGACCAGCUUGUGGAAAUCAUCAAGGUUUUGGGCACCCCUACAAGAGAGGAAAUUAAAUGCAUGAAUCCCAACUACACCGAAUUUAAAUUUCCUCAGAUAAAAGCGCAUCCAUGGCACAAGAUAUUCCACAAGCGCAUGCCUCCAGAAGCAGUGGAUCUCGUGUCACGGCUACUGCAAUAUUCUCCGAAUCUUAGGAGUACAGCUUUGGAUGCCUUAAUGCAUCCCUUUUAUGAUGAGCUUCGUGACCCAAACACCCGCCUGCCAAAUGGACGAUUUCUUCCUCCGCUGUUUAACUUCAAGUCUCACGAGCUGAAGCAUGUGUCGCCUGAGAUGCUGGGAAAGCUGAUCCCGGAGCAUGCGAGAAAGCAAAGUGCGUCGAUCAGUUCAUGAGCAUUCGUCAUUAUCUAUGUAUCAAUGUACUGUAGUUGUAGACAAAACAUAAAGCUUAUGCUCAAUAUGCCAUCAUGUGGGGGUAUUCCGACUCGCGACAGAGUUGUAAUAGUUACCGGUAUGCAAAGUUUUAUAGUAUCUUUAAUUAGAACAUCAUGUUUAUCCUUAUUUGAAACUAGGGAUUGUUUCGGAGUUGCA